Messenger RNA from Acyrthosiphon pisum (pea aphid), 938 nucleotides. RefSeq lists its product as uncharacterized. The record is from RefSeq and is a predicted model, not a curated record. The annotation marks the transcript as partial. Lineage: Eukaryota; Metazoa; Arthropoda; Insecta; Hemiptera; Aphididae. The transcript has a single exon.
UUUCAUCAAUGCUCGGUACGUCAGUCCGCCAGAAGCAGUUUGGCGACUGUUUUCGUACGAGUUGCAUAAGCCGAGUCACAGGGUGAUCAGGCUUCCAGUCCAUCUGGAAGACUACCACACGGUGUACUUCGCUCCGGGACAAGAACUAGAGCGGGUGCAAAACGCAGCGCUGGCCCGAACAAGACUCACGGCGUUCUUCUCGCUCAACGAGACGGACCCCGAGGCCAGACAGUAUCUCUACCAUGAGAUACCGAUGCAUUACACCUGGGUGGAAAGAGACAGGAGGUGGAAUCGGCGCCGAAGGGUAAUGCCCAACGAGACGUUGUCUCGGAUGUACGCGGUCAACCCCCUAGAUCGAGAGCGAUUCCUCUUGCGACUGCUGCUGCUACACAGGAGAGGUCCUCAGUCGUUCAGAGACAUGAGGACCGUCGACGGGAUCGUGUAUCCGACCUACGCGGCGGCGGCGGUGGCGCUUGGACUCCUGGAGGAUGACCAAGCCCUGCUGGCGUGCAUGACAGAGUCCGCGGCCGUGGACACUCCCGCACAGCUGCGUUACCUACUGGUGACAAUCCUGCUGUACUGCGAGGCCGCGGAUCCGCUGGCGUUAUACAUGGCAAGCGAGGAAGACCUGAGGCAAGACUUCUUCCACAGACUGAGAGACGAGGACCGCGCGAGGGCCGCGUGCCUGGACGCCAUCGGGCGGCUGCUGCAGGGUCACGGUAAAACGCUGGCCGACUACGGGUUGCCGAAUCCGGACGUCGCGCUGCUCGAAGAGGACGCGGGCGGAGACGUCUACGCCUUCGUCGACGCAGUGGUGCGUUGGACCCUGCAGUUGGACAACCUCAACGACGAACAGCGGGCGGUUUACGACCGCGUGAUGGCGGCCGUCGACGACAACCGCGACGUCCCGAAAUUGUUCUACGUCGACGGGCCCGGAG